Molecule: messenger RNA, 3264 nt
Organism: Brettanomyces bruxellensis
Lineage: Eukaryota; Fungi; Ascomycota; Pichiomycetes; Pichiales; Pichiaceae
Exons: 1
Coding region: 1-3264 (1087 amino acids)
Cellular component (GO): cytosol
Molecular function (GO): sulfite reductase (NADPH) activity; FMN binding; flavin adenine dinucleotide binding
Source: RefSeq, a predicted model, not a curated record
AUGAGUUCUCGUACUUCAGAAUCUGGUAAAACGAAGUUGUCUUCCGUGACAGCUGAAACGCCAUUUGGAUAUCCUUUAGAUCCAAGCGAGUUGCACUCAGAUGUGCUUACUACACCAUUCAACGUGAUUCGGUCCACUGCAUACCUUCUAUCCUCGACAAUUUUCAACUAUGCACUUCCUGGUGAAAAGGAGAAGUCGAAAAGUGGUGAUGCAAAGACUGAUAGUGAUCUUUUCAGGCUUUGGACUGAGCUCAAGAGAGGCAACAGUCAGGGCCAAAUUCCAGACUUGUACAACCUAGAUGUGACCUCAGGUUGCGGUUCAAUCUUGCUUGGAUACUUGGGUAAGACUUUGAGCUCCGAAAAGUUGAAAGACUUGACUGUUUUCGGUUCGACCGCACUUCUUGAAAAUUUGGCCUCUUGCUUUGUCAGCAACAGCACUGACAUCACCAAGUUGCCGAUUUCGUUCGAGAUCUCAACUGUGGACUAUGAUUUCAAGGCAGGCAGACUUGUUUCAGGCUUCACAAAGGCACUUACUGCGGCUAAGUUGCUCAGAUUGCCGGUUUUGGUCUCUUCAUCGCCAAAUGAGGCCCAGUAUUUCACUAUUUUAUCCUCUGUUUUGGCCAAACUAGGCAUCGCAAACGUCCAUUUGUUCGGCGGAGUGAAGGUUUUGCGUACUAGCAGGUCUAUUUCCGGCGUUUUAUCCCGCCAGGAAAUCGCCAAUGUCGAGUCUAAGCUUAUUGCAUUACUUCAGACUCCUCGUUUCUUCUCCUUACGCCCUACAAAGCGUAUCUCCGAGUCUUUCCAGGCCUUGAGAGAUGCAUUGGGUGUCAACUUGGCUCCUUUCACCAUCUAUGGCAACACCGGGUUGUCCGUCAAGACCUUGUUUGUGGUCUGUGACGCCAACGAGACCACAUCUGCUCUUUUCGAGCAGAUUGGCAAGUUCUCUUCAUCCUCUGCCAGCAUUAUCGUGAAGUCUCCGUCCCCAUUCGACUCGCAGACCUUCAAUGAGAUCAUAGGCUCGUCGUUUGGCCAUCUGGAGAGAAUUGUAGUUGUCUCGCAGGCUCUAAACGGCAUCAGCCAUGUCCGACUCGAUGUUCAGGCCUCUCUAUACAUGAGCGGCAACUUUGGCAUCAAAAUCGAUUCGUACUCAUCGUCUCCAGAGCAGCAAUUUGAAGCUUUGGACUUCCAGAAGUUGUUGCACGAGUAUGCGGAGGCAAAUGCUAAUCUUCCAUCUUCCGGAUCGCUGUUCAGGUUCAUCUUCAGCGAUGAUUACGCACACAUCACUGCUGCCUCAAAUAUCGCGUUCGGUCUUUCCAUGGUUCCAGGCCUCAAGGUCCAGUACCAGCCUAUAUAUGACAAUUAUGCCUUUGGUGGUCUUUUCGUAGCCGAUAUAAAGGCUGGAAGAAGCCUCGGGGGCCAGAAAGACUUGAUUUUCGUCCAGAGCUUUGAUAUUCUUAACCAGGUCCGCUCGAUCGACGACUUGAAGACUGGAGGCACGGUUGUUGUUCUUAACCCGGUUGGCAGCAAGCUUGACUUGAAGAAUGUGGAGAAGGACAGUCUUUCCAGUACCGUGAAGAGGAUUCUCGCUGAUAAAAAGGCCACAUUGAAGAUUCUUGACAUGAAUGCAGUUGGCAAAGAUGCCGGAACCAAGGGGUUAACCACACCGAUUGCCAUUAAUGUCGCAUUUUGGACGUUUGCUUACCCAGAGUUCGAAGUGACCCCGAUGGUGAACAAGAUCUGGAACUGCUAUGGUCCGACAAAUGAGCUUUUGGCCUCUGUUAUUCUCAAUUUGGUCAACAAGGUGAGAAAGAGCGGAUUCCAGGAGUUGCCAUACUCGAAUGAGUGGCUAAAGGAUGAGAAGGAGGAUGAUGAGAAGAAAGACGAUGAAGAUACUGAUAAGAAAGAUAAAAAGAACAGCAAGACUGAUAUUCCUGCGCCUGCGGACAUAUUCGACACUUCUUUCGUCCCAGCAGUGAGAGAAGAGCUUGUUGUUGAUGAUGCCAAGCCAGCAAGAGAGUCGCAUCUGGAAUUGGCAAAGAAGUUGAUGUUCCGCGAGGCUUAUGGCACUCACGAGGAGUUGAGGCCGGAUGAGCCGGUCCAGAACUUCGUGAUCAAAGUCAAGGAAAAUAAGAGGGUUACUCCGCUUGACUACAACCGGAACAUCUUCGAGAUUGAGUUCGACAUCUCGGGUACCGGCAUGAAGUACAGCAUUGGUGAAGCCUUGGGAGUUCAUGGAAGAAACGAUUCUGGCCUUGUGGAUAAGUUCAUCAAGAUGUAUGGCCUAAAGCCACAAGACACGUUUGAAAUCCCACUCGCAGACUCCAAGGUGGCCGAGUUCCAGACCAGGACUGUGCAGCAGCUCCUAACGGAGAAUGUGGACUUGUUCGGCAAGCCGGGCAAGAAGUUCUACGAGUCAUUGGCAGAGUAUGCCACAGAUAAUGAGCAGAAGAAGUUGUUGAAGAGACUGGUUGCCCCAGCAGGCGCAGCACUCUUGAAAGAGUACCAGGAUGAGCAAUUCUUCACCUAUGCUGACAUCCUCGAGAAGUUCAGCAGCGCCCGUCCAAGCUUUGAGGAUCUACUUGCUCUCAUUCCACCUCUCAAGAGACGUGAGUACUCGAUCGCCUCAUCGCAGAAAAUGCACCCUAACGAGGUCCAUUUGUUGGUUGUCGUGGUCGAUUGGGUGGACAAGCAGGGAAGAAAGAGGUACGGUCAGUGCUCCAAGUACCUGAGCGACUUGAAGGUCGGAGACUCCAUCGUUGUGUCUGUCAAGCCAUCCUUGAUGAAGCUUCCGGAGACCACCACUCAGCCUAUCGUUAUGGCUGGUUUGGGUACCGGUUUGGCACCUUUCAAAGCGUUUGUCGAGGAGAGACAGUUCCAGAAAGAGCAUGGCCACGAAGUUGGCGAAAUCUACCUCUACUUGGGUUCUAGACACAAGAAGCAAGAGUUCUUGUAUGGUGAGUACUGGCAGGCCUACUUGAACUCGCACAUCCUUACAUACUUGGGUGCUGCCUUCUCCAGAGACCAGGAUCACAAGAUCUACAUCCAGGAUCGGAUCAGAGAGAACAUCCAGGAGUUGACCGACUUGAUUUGCCACAAAAACGGCCACUUCUACCUGUGCGGUCCUACAUGGCCUGUUCCUGACAUCACUGCCUGCCUAGAGGACGUUUACAAGGCUGAGGCCAAGAAUUCUGACAAGACUAUCAAUGCCAGUGAGGAGGUCGAGAAGAUGAAGGAGGAGGGAAGGUUUGUUCUUGAGGUUUAUUAG